CCGCUCCCGCGUUGUGAUUCAACUGGAGAAAGGAUAAAGUGUCCAAACACAGAGAAAAACUCCUGCUGAAGCAACUGAUCUCCACACUGUUUUAAAGAUGGCGUUUAUUAAAGUGGAGACUGAAGACCUAAAGAUUGAAGAAACGUUCACAGUCAAACAGGAAGAUCUGCAGGAACAAACAGACCUGAUGGUGCUGAAAGAGGAGACUCAUCAACAGAAUGAAAUAGAAGAGAAACAGCAGAAACCCCCAAAAAUAAUGACUGAUGAAAAACCUACACUGACUAAAAAGACUUCAUCACACGGAAGACCUCGGAAAUCCAAAUCUGGGUGUAAUUUUAGCUGUAAACAGUGUAGAAAGAGUUUCAGUCAAAAGUCAAACCUUGAUGUUCACAUGAAAGUUCACACUAGGAAGAAACCUUGCACUUGCAAACAGUGUGGAAAAAGCUUCAAUAGUACAGGAAACUUAACCAGGCACAUGAGAAUUCACACUGGGGAGAGGCCGUACAUGUGCCAACAGUGUGGAAAAAGCUUCUAUCAUGCUGGAAACUUGGCAGAGCACAUGAGAAUUCAUACCGGAGAGAAGCCUUACUCUUGCCCUCAGUGUGGAAAGAGUUUUAGGCAAAAUGGCACCUUUAAAGUCCACAUGAGAAUUCACACUAGGGAGCAACCUUACAGCUGCGAACAGUGUGGAAAGAGUUUUGGUCAAAUACAAGACUUUAAAACCCACAUGAGAAUUCACACCGGAGAGAAGCCUUUCAGCUGUAAACAGUGUGGAAAGAGUUUCAGAAAAAAGCCAAACCUUGAUGUUCACAUGAGAGUUCACACUGGGGAGAAACCAAACACCUGCAAACAGUGUGGAAAGAGUUUUAGUCGAAAACAAAGCCUUAAAACCCACAUGAGAAUUCACUCUGGGGAGAGGCCGUACACAUGCCAACAGUGUGGAAAAAGCUUCUAUAAUCCAAGAAGCCUUGCACUGCACAUGAGAAUUCACACUGGGGAGAGGCCGUACACAUGCCAACAGUGUGGAAAAAGCUUCUAUAAUCCAAGAAGCCUUGCACUGCACAUGAGAAUUCACACUGGAGAGAAGCCUUUCAGCUGUAAACAUUGUAGAAAGAGUUUCAGUCUAAAGCAGAACCUGAAUGUUCACAUGAGAGUUCACACUAGGGAGAAACCUUACACCUGUGAACAGUGUGGAAAGAGUUUUGGUAAAAAACAAGACCUUGAGAUCCACAUGAGGAUUCACACUGGAGAAAAACCUUACACAUGCACAGAGUGUGGUAAAAGUUUCCCAUAUAAAAGCACACUCAAACACCACAUGAUAAGUCACACCGGACAGAAGCCGUUUGUAUGUGCUCAGUGUGGAAAGAGCUUCACAACCAAAACUAACCUUAAGAACCACAUGGAUGGUCACACUGGAACCAUAGUGUUCACAUGUGAUGAGUGUGGAAAGAGUCUCACACGCAAAGACACCAUUAAGCAACACAUGAAGACUCACUCAGGAGAGCGUUUUAGAUGCAGUGAGUGUGGAAAGGGCUUUAAACAUAAAAGAAGCCUCAGCACUCACAUGAAGCUUCACAAUAGAGAGCAGCGUCCUCAAAAAUGAGUCCUUGUCCACACAAACACAGGUAUAUUCAAAACGGCGACUUGUUCAUAUAGUUUAGCUGUUCAUUCAUGUGAAGUUUAUUUAUAAACUAUUUUCGUUUUCCCCGGGUUCCCAUAUUUCCUCCCACAGUCCAAAACACACGAGCUAAGUAAACUGAACAUUCUAAAUUGGCACCAUAGUCGAGCUCUUAGUAAGCCGUAUAUCUCUCUUUAGCCAUUCCUAUAUGUGUCAUUAGCACAGAAACAAGUCUGGGGAGUUCAUCAAGA
Messenger RNA from Danio aesculapii, 1869 nucleotides. RefSeq names its product gastrula zinc finger protein XlCGF57.1-like. The coding region runs from base 98 to 1603 and encodes 501 amino acids. The record is from RefSeq and is a predicted model, not a curated record. Lineage: Eukaryota; Metazoa; Chordata; Actinopteri; Cypriniformes; Danionidae. Gene Ontology annotation, biological process: regulation of transcription by RNA polymerase II. Gene Ontology annotation, cellular component: nucleus. The transcript has 3 exons. Gene Ontology annotation, molecular function: DNA-binding transcription factor activity, RNA polymerase II-specific; RNA polymerase II transcription regulatory region sequence-specific DNA binding.